AUGAAUGGGAGUGCAAUGUGGCCCCCAAUAGAGUACAUACCACCUUUGCCACCAUUGAAAAGGAAGAUGCCAGGGAGACCUACUAUUAAGAGAAAGAGGGACAGUACUGAGGUUACUGGAUCACACAGAGUAUCCAAGGCAGGCAAAAAGAUGUUCUGUGGUGUUUGUAAGAAAUCAGGCCACAAUAAGUCAACCUGUGAUGCAGUGUCAAAGCCCCAAAAAAGUCAGGUGAAAAAGAGGAAGGCUGAAGGUGAAGGUGAAUCUAGUGCAUUAAAGAAAAGGAAGGGUCAAGGGCAAAAUGGGAAGGGAAAGGGUGAAGGUGAUACUAGAAGUGGAAUUGGUUUCAAAAUGGGAGAAGGUGAAUGUGAGUCAACAAGUGGUGUGACUAAGAAGAAUGCCUCAAUGGGCACCAUUGUUCAAAACAACCAACAACACAUAACCUAA
Lactuca virosa is the source of this 444-nucleotide messenger RNA. NCBI's taxonomy places the organism in Eukaryota, Viridiplantae, Streptophyta, Magnoliopsida, Asterales, Asteraceae. The record is from the annotation of a GenBank genome assembly.